Venturia canescens is the source of this 2025-nucleotide messenger RNA. RefSeq lists its product as uncharacterized. The coding region runs from base 1 to 2025 and encodes 674 amino acids. Gene Ontology annotation, molecular function: catalytic activity. NCBI's taxonomy places the organism in Eukaryota, Metazoa, Arthropoda, Insecta, Hymenoptera, Ichneumonidae. The record is from RefSeq and is a predicted model, not a curated record. The transcript is spliced from 3 exons.
AUGCUCCUACCACAGAUAGCCGACGAACAUGACGCGGACAUUCUGAUCCUGUGUGAACCAUACAGGAGAAGGACGACCCAGACGUACAUCACGAACGAGACAGAGACCACAGCUAUCUGGGUAAGGGGGGCCACCCAAUCGCGAGUCUCCGACCGUGGAGUAGGGGACGAUUUUGUCUGGGCCAGGGUGGGCGCUGUCACUUACGUCAGCGUCUACCUGACGCCCAACUGCACUACGGCGGAAUUCGAGAGGAAGGUGGCGCUCCUAGAAGAUGGAAUCAGGGACCUGCCCGGAGAUGUCAUCGUUGCGGGGGAUCUCAACGCGAGAGCGACCGAGUGGGAAAUGACAGAAACGAACAGACGCGGACGACUGCUACUGGAAAUGGCCGCAAGGCUGGACCUGGUAGUGGUAAACACGGGAAACACGCCGACGUACAGACGACCAGGGUUUGGAGACUCCAUCCUUGACGUGACGCUGACGUCGGACGGAAUCCUGUCACGGCUGAGGGGGUGGCGGCUGAUCGAGGACUAUACAGCCGCCGAUCACCAGGACAUCACCUUCGAAGUGGCAGGACGGACAGAAACGAGACGAACUAGCUCCCACCGACCCCCGCGGUGGAACCUCGACAAACUCGACGGACGUAAAUUUUCUGAGGAGUUGAUGGCAGCACCAGCUCCGAUGACGAAAAUUCCCCCCGAGCUGACUGGCCGGCAAAGGGCGGAGAGACUGACGGACGAGACGGCCAAACUAAUAGAUGGCUUGUGCAACAGCACAAUGCCGAAACGACGACAGGUACAGAAAAGACGACCACAAUACUGGUGGACGGACGAGAUCGCCGAAUUGCAACUCAAAGAUGCCGAAACAGCAGGACGGAUUGUUGACGGAUUGUUUCUGACGCACCCGAUACGGACGAACGUGACGGACGACGCUGACGUGCCGGCGUCCCCCGUCUUUAUCGCUGAGGAGCUCACCAGAGCAACGAAGGCGAUGAAGACUGGUAAGGUGCCGGGACCAGACGGAGUACCGGCUGAGAACCUCCGGGUUGUGGCUCGCCUACGGCCGGAGAUACUUCUCGACCUGUACAACACGUGCUUGACGACAGGAACGUUCAGCGAUCGGUGGAAAGAGGCGAGGCUCGUCCUUAUCCCGAAAGGUAAGGGUGAACCUAACACGCCCUCGGCCUACCGACCGUUGAGUUUACUUGACACGACAGGUAAACUCUACGAACAAUUACUGAGACCGAGACUGACGGACGCGAUGCAGGCCGGAGGGGGUCUCUCCGACCUGCAGUUCGGUUUCAGGAGGGGUCGAUCGACGAUUGGAGCAAUCCAAAAGGUGGUCGACUCUUUCCUGGAACUGGACAGACACUGCCACGCAGCCCGACCUAUCGUGCUGCUGGGGACACUGGACAUCAGGAAUGCUUUCAACUCGGCCAGGUGGGUAGAUAUCUUGGAGGCGCUGAAAAGCAACUUCGGGAUCCCACCUUACUUGACCCGGGUUGUGGAGGACUACCUGAAAAAGAGACGUAUAACGUACGAGACGAUAGAAGGACAGGUAACGAGACAGGUCACCGCUGGGGUUGCCCAGGGGUCGAUACUGGGACCUGACUUCUGGAAUGGCUUAUACGACAGCUUGCUUCGGCUGGAGAUGCCGCUCGGAGUGACCCUCGUCGCCUACGCUAAUGACGUAGCGGCGGUGAUUACAGAGCGAUCUCCGGAACUAGCACAGUUGAAGUUGAACCAGACCAUGAGACGAGUUGGACGUUGGAUGACGGACCACGGACUGCAACUCGCAACGGAAAAGACGGAACUGUCGCUCCUUACGAGAAGACGCAUACAGACGAUACUGCCCAUGAGAGUGGGGCACACGAGACGGAGACCAAGGGGGAAGUCAAUUGGCAGUAUUACCCCGGAGAACAUCGUCGGGGUGAUGCUGCACGAACCCGAAUGGUGGUGCUUAGUCGCCACCUACACGGAAACGAUACUGCGACGUAAGAACGCGGACGGCUGCUUGACGGAUGACUGA